AUGGAAACGGAUGGGAGUCGUGAAGGGGGAGACGAGAAGGGAAGAGAAUUGGAGGAGGCACGGACGUGCGACGAGGCGGCGGCGCCUGUGGUGGUGUACAAGAAAGGGGCAUGGAGCAAAGAGGAAGACGAGAAAUUGAGGCGGGCCGUAGAUAAAUACGGGAUUCGUAAUUGGGUUGCGAUUGAGAAACAUUCGGGAUUAGGCAGGCCCGCUAAGAACUGCAGGCUCCGAUGGUUGAACUAUUUGAGGCCGAACCUGAAAAAGUACCCGUUCACGCAGGAGGAGGAGGAAUUGAUCUUCGAGCUGCAUUCAAAAUAUGGAAACAGCUGGUCUCGCAUUGCCUCCAAGCUUCCAGGGAGAUCAGACAACGAGAUCAAAAACUUGUGGCACAAGAGAGCCAAGAAACGUCACAAGCACCACCUCCCAAUUUACCCUUCAACAACACCACCACCACAACAUAACCAAAACCACAAGAACGAUGAAGCCAUUAACAACGCGAAAGAUAAUUACUUUUCUAAUAAUAAUCACAACCACAUUUCGACUUUCUACUCUCAACCCACACUCCCCUCGACUUCCGCUCCCUCCACACCAAAUCCAAAUGCUACGUCCUCCCGCCAUGAUAUGGCGAUCCAUUCGCCGUCUCAAUUUGCUAUUUCUACACCCCAAUCACAUUUUCACAAUAUUCCACAAAGCCCCUCCAACAAAUUAAAGGUCGACCAAACCACCCAAAACUUUCUUUAUUCCAACACAUCGCCCCAAAUUCAAACCAAUUUAAAUAACGAUUUCAUGAUACUCAGAAACCCUCCCAUUCUUUCCGCGCCACAAAGUUCCUUAAGACGAUUCUCGAGGACCAAUAGUAAAAUAUCGCGUUCAACACCAAAUAUUUCUUCAGCUAUGGAGUCACCAAGGUCUCCCCUAAAACUCAACCUAUCACCCACGGUGCAAACAAUUGAUUCUUUUCCCACAUUUCAACACCAAUCGCCAAAUGCGACCCCAAUCUCUCCCCUCAAGCUCCGUCUAUCAAUCCCCAUACCUUCCGAAUCAUUCAUCCAAUCAAAUUCCAAUCUUCUUUUGAAACCAUCUUCAAAUCAACCAGCAACCGUCCAUUUUAACAACAAUGUUCCUCAAAGGGAGGCCCCUUUGAUCCAAGAGGAACAACCUGAUUGCAGUUUGGAGAUUAUGGAAGAAUUGAGGGAAGCUCAAGCCAAGGUCAAAUUCUUAAAGAAUAAACUGAGGAUGAAAAGAAUUCCAAAUCAGAGAAGCCAACCCAAAGGGAGUCCAGAAGCGGCGAGUGAGGGUCCACUUGAUGUGAAUUCAACGACAAAAGAAUGCACAUUACACAUGACAAGUUCAGGAACAAAAAAUUUCGUUGAUCGCGUCUUGAGAAUGAAACAACCCAUCAACAACUCAAAGAAAAUAAAAACAACUCUAUUAAAUAUCCCAAGAAACAAAGGUAACACGAUCACGAGUGGUAGUGAAGAAAGUUCAGAGACAGAAACUAAGCGAGGUAGUGAAGUCCCUCUAAAAAAUUGUUCAACUUUCACUCUUAACGAAAUUUUCAAGGGGGAAAGUCACUCCAUAGACCUUUUCAACCAUCUCAAUGCCCAAAACACUCAUACAACUCCACACAAUAAUAGUAUGUGCGCUUUUCAAGGUCUUACGAGUAAAUGCUCGGACGAAAAAUGCUCUACCAUGGGCACCUUAUACAGCCAAAGGUCUGCUCUUUUACAACAAGAUCCCAUACAAGGGGAUAUGUUUGAUCAAAGGUCGAGCCACUUUCACCCAGAUGACGACCAAUACUUUGGCUAUAGUUUUGGGCAGGAAAUCGCAAAUGGGUUCGGGAGAAAACUCGCCAAUGACGGCUCGAUGGAGGAUAAUUUGGGGACAAAGUUGACAUUUUGCGAGCUAAUGAAUAACCAAUAUCCCGAAUCCGAGCUAUUGGAUUCGUGUAGCCUGGUGAGUAACCCGAUCAUGGAGCAAGAAUAUUUUCGCAUCGAGCAAUUUUCCGGCGAAAAUUCAGAGCUUUGCAAACAAGAAGCUGUGUUUGGGAAUCCAUUGACGGCUGCAAAUCUGAUAGACAACCUGGUUGACUCGGUUAACCUGGUGGAGCCCACAAAAGGCAACAAGGGUUGUGCACCAGAUGAACAUUGUAGAGAACAAAGCUUCAUGCAGGGUUUACUGGUGGAUAACUUGUGGGAAGAUGAGACCUUUUCAACAAGAAGAUAUCAAGAAUCCAAUGAUGGGAAUAAUGUUGUAGCAGGGGAAGUAGAAGAAGAGCAGGAGAAUAUCAACACCAUGUCUGAAGAACUAUCGAGUCUGCUCGAGUUUUUUCCAAGCGCCAGCCAGACGCUAGAUUGGUAUAACAUGGGGAGUGCAGUUCCUUAUGAUUCAAAAGCUUCUGGUGAGUUGGACAGUCUCCAAAUGCCCUCAACUUCUCACCCACAACUCACAAUCGCUGACUAUCUCUGA
Molecule: messenger RNA, 2469 nt
Organism: Striga hermonthica
Lineage: Eukaryota; Viridiplantae; Streptophyta; Magnoliopsida; Lamiales; Orobanchaceae
Source: the annotation of a GenBank genome assembly